Molecule: messenger RNA, 6463 nt
Organism: Diabrotica virgifera virgifera (western corn rootworm)
Lineage: Eukaryota; Metazoa; Arthropoda; Insecta; Coleoptera; Chrysomelidae
Product: endoribonuclease Dcr-1
Exons: 7
Coding region: 188-5710 (1840 amino acids)
Biological process (GO): siRNA processing; apoptotic DNA fragmentation; pre-miRNA processing
Cellular component (GO): RISC complex; nucleus; cytoplasm
Molecular function (GO): ribonuclease III activity; RNA binding; deoxyribonuclease I activity
Source: RefSeq, a predicted model, not a curated record
UAUCACAACAAGUCCAUUGUGUUCUCACAACAGAUAAAAUAAAUAAUAUUUAGAAUAAUUUUAAUAUAUUUUAAAUUGUAUAAAUGAAAUAAGGUUCAAAAGAAAUCUCGGAUUUUCAUAAUGUGUUGUGUUAAAUGAUAAUAGAUAUUAACCAAACUUUUUCCACUCCAAAGAGAUAUUUAUCAAAAUGGCAAGUUAUCAUAAUGAAAAUGUAUACACACAUACAUUCACUCCUAAAGAAUAUCAAGUUGAAUUAUUGGAAUCUGCGAAAAUCAAAAACACCAUAAUGUGCUCCAGCACAAGUUGCGCCAAAGCUUUUAUUCUUGUUAAGUUAUUACAAGAAUUUUCCUGGCAAAUGCGAAUUAAGAAUGGUAAAAAAGCUCUGUUUAUCUUAGAUCCACAGAAUGUUCCGAUUAUGACCUCGCAUAUAAAGUAUCUAACAGAUUUAAAUUGUAUUAGCAUCAUGGAAUAUACUCUUGAUGCCAAGGAAAAUGGAAUUCUGGACUAUUUUGAACCUUAUCAAGUGAUUACCUCUACUGCAGAAAUAUGUGUGGAAAUGCUCAAGCAAAGUAUUAUUUCAGAUUUUUCAGCAUUCAAUUUAUUUGUUAUUGAUGAUUGUUUAUAUGGUCCAAGACAGUCACUUAUAGAGAUAAUUAUGAAAUAUUACAGAAGCUCACCAGUUUUUAAUCGACCUAGAAUACUUGGUUUAACAACAGGUCUAUUAAGUUCAGAAUUACAGCCAGAUAGACUAGAAGGGGAACUAAGAAGACUAGAAAAAUUACUAAAUUCUGAUGUGGACACUUCAUCGGAAAUAGUAACAUUGAUUAGAUUAUGUUGUAGACCACAUGAAACUUUAAUAGAAUGUCCUAAAAAUGAACCUGACAGUUUGUAUGAUGAAAUAAAAAAUAUUAUUAAGAUGGCAAUAGAAUUUCUUAAAGAUCACAGGUAUGAUCCAAGUGAAAUAUAUGAAGAUGAUUUAUUGGAAGAAUUAAAACAAGUUCCAGAUCCUCGAACUGUUCCUUUAGAGUUACUAGAGGAGUUUUUAGAAAUUCUCAAAGACCUAGGACCAUGGGGUGCAGAUAAAGCUGCUCUUAACAUUUUGUCAAAAAUUGAGAAACUUAAAGUAAAAAUACCAUAUGAAAGGCAUUAUUUAUUACUCUGUAUGGUAUCAUCAGCUUUAGUAACUGUGAGAGCAGUAUGUGAUUAUGUGUUUGAAAGCUAUGAUGAGCUUGAAAGAAUAAACAAGUUUUCUUCUCCAAAAGUUCUCAAGUUUAUUGAUGUUUUAAAACAAUUUAAGCCUCCUGGAGAAAAGCCACAACCUUCUCAAUUAAUAAAAGACAAAGAGGAAACUUCACCAGUUAAAAUAAAAUGUAGGGGGAAGGGACCAAGAAGGCCUUUAUUUCCCAGACCUCAAAAUGAAGAUAACUUAUGCUGCUUGGUCUUUGUUCACAAUCGCUAUAAAGCCAAAUCACUAUUUGCCUUGCUCUGUUCUCUGUCAAAUGUACAUGAUGACUUAUGGUGGAUAUCAGCAUUGUUUUCAGUUGAAAAAGUAGCAGAUAGUAGAAGUGAAGCAAGACAGGCUGAAAAUGAGCACAAAACCCAGGAAGAAGUACUGCGAAAGUUCAGGUGCCAUGAAUGUAAUAUUCUCGUUUCCACAUCUGUACUAGAACAAGGCUGUGAUUUACCAAAGUGCAACUUAGUUAUUAGAUUUGAUUUGCCAAACACAUUUUAUAGUUACAUUCAAAGUAAAGCAAGAGCUAGAGCUCCUGAGGCUCAUUAUAUUCUUUUUGGGAAUGAACAGGAGCUUGAUAAAUUUGUAGACAAUUUAGCUGAAUAUAAUGAAGUAGAAAAUACAUUACUUAGAAGAUGUUAUAGUCUAGAGCCCAAUAAAAAUGAAGAAAUGGUUGCUGAUAUGUACAAUAAUCUAUGCAAACCAUACCAACCCUUAUCAGAGGAAGGUGCACCCAGUAUUACUUUAAUCAAUGCGAUCUCUUUACUUAAUAAAUAUUGUGCCAAGCUACCUAGUGACACUUUUACCAGACUAACUCCUAUAUGGUCAGAGGACAAAACUAAUGAUGGUAAAUUUAUUUGUCAUCUUCGACUUCCAAUUAACUCUCCAGUUAAGAAAACCAUCAGCAGUCCACCAAUGCCGAAUGGUUUAUUGGCGAGGAGGGCUGCAGCGUUUAUGAUCUGCCAGCUUCUACACAUGACCAAAGAAUUAGAUGAUUACCUUCAACCAAUUAGCAAGGAAAAUUUUCGGGCUACAGAAGAUGAUUGGGUGAAUUUUGCUCUGGAUGAAUCUGAUGAUGAAACCUCUGAAGUUCGGCCAGGUACCACCAAACGUAGACAAUAUUAUUAUAAACGGAUAUCAGAAGCCCUCUUAAAUUGCCAUCCAGUUGCUGGGCAACCAACGUUCUUUUAUAAAAUAAUGAUGACAUUAACAUGCCCUUUACCUGAGGAACAAAAUACAAGAGGCAGGAAGAUUUAUCCCCCAGAAGACUCCCUUCAAGGUUUUGGAAUUCUAACUUCUAAAAGGAUACCAAAGAUAAGUGCCUUCCCAAUAUUUACUCGAUCAGGAGAAGUUAGUGUAGAUUUGGAGCUUAUAUCUACAGAUGUCGUUCUUAGUGAGAGCCAGAUCGAGAAAACGAGAGAAUUUGUAAACUAUACCUUUACUAGCGUUUUGAGGCUCCAGAAAUAUUUAAUGUUAUUCAAUCCGGAAGCUUCACCUAAUAACUAUCUUAUUGUUCCAACUAUUAAAGAUGAUGCUCAAAGUGUUAGAGUCCACUGGGAUUUCAUAGAUUUGAUAUUCAAUAAUUUAACAACUACUCCGGAGUUUAUUGUCGACGAAAAAAGAGUAGACUACGAAUUUAAAGCUGAGGCAUAUAGUGAUGCUGUCGUGAUGCCCUGGUAUAGGAAUCAAGAUCAGCCUCAGUAUUUUUAUGUUGCUGAAAUUUGUAGCAACCUGAACCCUACGUCAGCAUUUCCUGGCUCAGAGUACGCUACAUUUGAGGAGUAUUAUAACCGAAAAUAUGGUAUACAGAUUCAAAAUUUGAACCAGAAUCUACUAGAUGUCGAUCAUACUUCAGCCAGAUUAAAUUUUCUUACCCCUAGAUAUGUGAACAGAAAAGGAGUUGCUCUGCCAACAAGCAGUGAAGAAACCAAACGCGCCAAGCGCGAAAACUUGGAACAAAAGCAAAUACUAGUGCCCGAACUAUGUGCCAUUCAUCCAUUUCCAGGUUCUCUAUGGAGAAAAGCUGUAGCGUUACCUUGCAUUCUUUACAGAAUCAACGCGUUGCUCCUGGCCGAUCAGAUACGCAGAACAGUUGCUGAGGCUCUCAGAUUAGGAAAAUCGAAUUUGUCUGAAGAUUUUAAAUGGCCUUCCUUAAAUUUCGGUUGGAGCCUCUCCGAUGUCCUCAAGAAAUCCAGGGAGGAAGAGCUACGGAAAAAACAAGAGAACUUAGCAGCUUUGGAAACAAAAGUAACAGAAAAAUUGCAAACAUUAACGAUUCGGGAAAUAAAAUCGGAUGAAGACCCUGAGAGUAUAGAUGAUUGCAGUAAUGAUGACACCAAAUUAGAAACUUAUAUAAGUGACUCUAAUAAUGAAGGCGAAUCUAAAUGGAUCGAAAUAGGUACAUGGUGUAAUGAAAUGGCCGGAUCUACAGACCCAGAAAAUUCGGCCGUAGUUCGAUACGCUUCACCAACAAGUUGGAUGGCAGUAGAUACAAACUACGAAGAUUUUUCUGAUAGUGAAUCAGAUAUGUAUGAUGAAGAUUCGGAUACAGAACUUGGACCUUUUAGAAUCGAGUUUACAGGUGAUCAUCAGGCAGAAGCUGUAGACGAUGAAGAAGAUGAAGAAGAUAGUUCCUUCAAACUUUACAACGAUGACAGUGUGUGGCAAAUAGAUGAAGAAAACGAGCUGACUGAGAAUCUUAAGAAAGAAUUUCAUGCAGCCUGUGACAAAAAUAAAAAACAUAUACUUUCAAGUGGCAUAUUAAUUAAAAGGGACAGUACUUUUAGUAAACACUCUUCUAGGGAUAAGGAAGGAGUUACAGUGUUUUUAAAUCCCAUAGUUAAUAAUAUUGAUUUAUCAGGACUAUAUAUGACCCCCAUCGAGCAACAAAUGGAUGAUAUAUUAGAAUUAGAAUAUUUUAACGAGUAUGAUAAAUCUGAACCUCUGUCAUUUAGUUUUGAUAAACAACCAAACCUAGAGGAACAUCCUGGUCCAAGUCCUAACGUGUUAUUACAAGCUUUGACAAUGUCAAAUGCCAACGAUGGUAUUAAUUUAGAGAGGUUAGAAACAAUUGGUGAUUCUUUUUUAAAAUAUGCUAUAACAAAUUACUUAUAUUCUAAAUACGAGAACGUUCAUGAAGGAAAGUUGAGUCAUUUGAGGUCUAAACAAGUUAGCAAUUUGAAUUUAUAUCGUUUAGGAAGGCGAAAAUAUUUAGGAGAGUUUAUGAUAGCUACAAAAUUUGAUCCUCACGAUAAUUGGUUGCCACCGUGCUUUUAUGUUCCGAAACAACUGGAGGAGGCGUUAAUAGACGCACAAUACCCGGCGAACUGCUGGUCAGUUGCAGACAUGGCUGCUACUAGAAACAUGAGUUUAGACGAUAUUUGUUUAAUGGUACGAGAGCGUGCGGAGGGUUAUACAUUAACAAGUAAUUUGUUGAGUGAUGGUCCUAUGGCAAUUCCAUAUAAUCUAGUUACACAGCAUAGUAUCCCUGAUAAAAGCAUUGCAGAUUGUGUAGAAGCAGUUAUAGGCGCUUAUUUAAUAGAGUGUGGACCGCGGGGAGCACUUCUAUUUAUGGCUUGGUUGGGAAUAAGGGUAUUGCCAAGGCUACCAGAUGAUGGUUAUGGAGAAAUUAAACCACCUAGAUCACCACUUUUACGACAUGUGCACGAUCCUGAGGGAGAAUUAACCAGACUGUUAGAUGGAUACGAUAAAUUUGAAAGACACAUUGGUUACAAGUUUGCAGACCGUUCAUAUUUAUUGCAAGCCACGACCCAUGCGUCGUAUUUCCCUAACCACCUUACAGAUUGUUACCAGAGGCUAGAAUUCCUGGGCGACGCUGUACUCGAUUAUUUAAUAACAAGACAUCUAUACGAGGAUCCUAGGAUGCAUUCUCCUGGUGCUUUGACGGAUUUGAGAUCAGCUCUAGUUAAUAAUACAAUUUUUGCAUCUUUAGCUGUGAGAAAUAACUUUCAUAAAUAUUUUAGACAUCUGUCACCAGGCUUGAACGAAGUUGUGGAGAGAUUUAUAAGACUACAAGAAGAGAGUGGACAUUCUUUAGUAGAAGAAUUGUACCUGGUUGUAGAGACCGAAUGUGAGGAAAUAGAAGAUGUAGAAGUUCCCAAAGCCUUAGGAGAUGUCUUUGAAUCCGUAGCAGGUGCAAUAUUUUUAGAUUCUGGAAUGUCAUUAGAUGCUGUGUGGAAAGUGUACUAUAAAAUGAUGAAACCGGAGAUCGAACAGUUUAGCAAUAAAGUACCCAAAUCACCCAUUAGAGAACUCUUGGAACUCGAACCAGAAACAGCAAAAUUCGGCAAACCAGAAAAAUUGGCUGAUGGAAGGAGAGUUAGAGUUACUGUGGAAGUAUUUGGGAAAGGUUUGUUUAAAGGGAUUGGACGCAAUUACCGUAUUGCCAAGUGUACCGCAGCUAAAUGUGCAUUAAAACAUCUGAAAAGAAGGGGUUUGUUAAGGAAAGUAGAAAACUAAUGUAUCACUUGGCGUUUUUUGUUUCCUACUGUCUUUUUAAAUAUGAAUUGUCUACGAGCAAUACCGAUAGACAAAGACUGAAAUUGAGAAAAAAUGAACAUGGAAUGUAAGAACAUUUUCGGAAUCAGAAAAAAUGUCGGAACUGGCGAAAUCAAACAACGUAAGACGCAAGGUGGAAUGUAGAAUACAGAAGUAUUGUACAGUAUAUAGGAAUAAAUAACAAGAAAAAUGAGGCUCUGUGCCAAGAAGUACUUUUGUGGAAUAUAGCAAACUUCUACUACUUCAACUGGUAGCUCCCACAGUUGGAUGAGAUAAGUCUUCCCUAGUUUGAGGAUAUAUUAUAUAAUAAUGGACACAAUUAUAUAUUAUAUAUUCUUAAGUUACAAUAUACAACAACAUAUCUCUUGAUUUUUCUCGAAUUGUGGGUUUUUCCAUUAUCUAGUGCGCUAGACCAUGAUCGGAAAUUUAUGUUACUAUUGGAAUAUCGUUCCUUUGGAAAAUAUUGGAAUCUGCUUAUCAUCUCUGGCAUGUAUUCGAGAAUCACCAUGAAGUACUGCACUUUCCUACUAAAAACUGUUAAUUAUUUUUAUUAGUGGCCCAUGACCAGAAAUGCCGUGGAUUACCUUAAUUAUGAAAUGCAAGUCGGUCCUAUAAUAAUCAUUGUCUAAUGAUUAUGUAAUACCUAUUGUACAAUAUGCGCUAACUCCUUUAUACAAUAUCCUCUUAUUGGAUCAAAAUAAAAAUUUAAAAACA